AUGUCAGUGACAGCUUCUACCGGACCUGUUCCUGAUGCUGGCGGCAUUCCUUGGUCGCACAUCAGUUCUCGAAGCAACGACUCGAUCAUGCUCUGGUAUCUCCUCUACCCCCUGCGUGGCACAACGCAGCCGCCUCGCCUGUCGGCCAACCAUCCUAUCAGGAGGGCUUUCUACCGACACGGCAAGACCACUGCUCAACAUUGGCUCGUAGCCAUGCUAGUAUCGGUCGCUAUAGCUGUGGGCUUCAGCUACCCGACCAUCUUCCUGGCAGAGAACCCGACGGCAGGAUUUGCUGCUUACCCUCACCAUGUCUGGACAAGCGCGAAGCCAUUCGACGGAGACUCUCGACACAUCGACGUCGAGAUGCGCCAGAUCUGGGUGCACGGCAGCUACAUGAAGGCACUGGACAAGGAUGUGCUAAAGAGUGCUCUCAGUAUACAGGAGAGGUUGGUCGGUGACGAAAAUCUGACCGACAUCUUUCCAGCUUUGGACGAGAAGCUGCGCUCGAGUACGCUGUCGUGGGGUUAUCAUUCGCCAUUGAUGUACUGGAAUAGCUCAGCACAGAUGAUCGAUCACGACACUGAUAUAGUAGAUACUAUCAAUGCGCAAGCUGGCACGCCUUCUUCUCUAAAUGUGGCUUUACGACCUGCGUCCGUCUUUGCCGGCAAAGUCUUCGAUCGCCGCAAGCUCAGAGCAGCCGAUGCUUUGGUAUUGACAUUCAUGAACAAGGUCAGAGAUGGCGUAGGAGGGUCAUGGCAGCAGAAAAUGAAGACGAUCAAACCACAGGCCUGCGACAACUGCACGCUCUUCCCAUCCGAUGGUGAUGUGACUCGCAAUCGAGUAUACGAGUUCAGCUUUACACCGCUCAGCUUACAAGAGAAUCUGGCUUUGACCUUUGCUUACAGCAUGAUGGCACUGUAUGUGCUUAUGAGCCUUCGACGACUGAAAGCCUUUCACUCGAGAUUUGGUCUGGUCGUUACAGCCAUAACGCAGAUGACCUGCUCGGUUUUGGCUAGCUUUACUAUCUGUGGAAUUUUGAAAAUCAAUCUGAGCAUGAUCCCUCAGAACGCAUAUCCUUUCGUGGUCCUGGUUAUUGGCCUGGAGAACAUGUUCCGGUUAAUCAAUGCUGUACUUGCAUAUCCAGCAACUCUGGCGACAGAUCAACGUAUAGCUAAUGCUUUGGGAGAUAUUGGGCCAAUCUGCUUGGCGACCGCGGCUCAGAACGUGAUAAUCCUAGCGAUACUGGCAAGCUUCGUGUCACCAGGUGUGGCAGCUUUCUGUGCUUUCGCCUGCAUCGCCACCUUAUUCGACGUCUUCUUCCUACUCACAUUCUUUGUGGCUGUUCUCAACGUCGAUAUCCGGCGUCUUGAAUUGCAAGAUGCACUGGCACGAGCAAAUCAGCAGCACAAGCGCAGAGCACGCAAGCCAUCGCCAUCACAGCACACAUGGUUCGACGCACUAGUUCGUGGUCGACUACCAUUCAGCACGCGGAUGGCCGGCACGGCUGUAACGACGACGUUCAUCAUAUCACUGAACUACCACUUCUUUGAGAGACAUGAGAAGGUUACUAGUAUUACGCACUUGCUUGGACUAGCAAAGGGAGGUCCUAAGGGAAUUGCUGACUUCGAUACAUUCUCCCCGCCACCGAUGAACGCUACACUUACACCCGGCGAAUGGAUGAGAAUGCAAGACUUCGAUACUGCACGAGAAGUGAUGCGCCUCGCAAAGCCAGGUGCUGACAGUUUCGUGAUACGAGUCUUUGCGCCCUUGAUCGUUGUGCUAUCUGGAGCUGAUCGCACUGGGGCACCUGUUGGUACCGAAGCCUGGAUGCAUGCGUUGACGAGCUUUGCUGUGCACCACUUCUAUCAAGUGGCUGUAGCCAUCGUCUUCGCUGUCACUUUUGUGACGGUGUUGAUGAACUUCCUGCUUUACAGCGAGCCGAGCGACGACAAUGACAACGACAGUGAUAGGCUAGAGGAAGGUUUGACGGUGCAAUCCAUCUUGCUACCACACAGACUGGAUGUCGUCAGGAUUUCCGGUAACGAGAGUGGUCAUUUCGUGACCGUUGCGCUCGACAGGACUAUUGCCGUCGCGGUCUUUGACCGAGCGCAGAAAGCUUACAGUACCUUGUCAAUCCCACCAGAAGUGCUGCAGACCAUACAUUGGCCUGUCCAUUCAGCUGUCAUUGACGAUAACGCGGAAUGGCUGGCCUGCCACUGUGGUGACGACAAGAUCUUGCUAUAUAACUGCAAGACCAAUAUCAUAGCGUCUUCUGUUCCACAAUUUCCAGAUGAUAACCCUGCAUUAAUCUUCCGGCUGAUGCGGCUUUCGAGUAGCAGUGGGCAGGCGAAAAUCCAUCUGGUGGUGUUGACCUCUGGCGGACGGUUACUCUGUCGCUCGGUCGAUAGCCUGGAAAACAACUACUCACGUGUCUCGGACGUGCCACUCCUCGGUGGUCGGAUGGUCGCCGCAGGCUCUUGUGUCGUUGUAAGCGAAGACUGCAAGCUGAUCGUCCUCGUGUGGAGUGGAAGUGAUCUUAUCAUCGACGCCACACGUCACCUUUCGUUCACUGCCAGACACGGACGACUCAGCGAUGCUGUGAAUAUCUCGCAUUUUCCCGGAUCCGAGACCAAUCACACCAAUGACUUCCUACUCACGCAUGGCGCGGAAGUACUUCUGAGCAGAGAAACCGGCGAAGAGAUGAUGCCGCUCGCACAGUCUUCCACGGGCACGAUCACGGGAAUGCUACUUCCAAACGUGUCCAAGUGUCAGAGAUGUGGCGGACCAGCUCUUCAGUCCAUCUCGCUCGUCUGCGAAGCUCAAGAUAGCGAGGCAUUCAGUGUUGAAGUUUCUGAGAAGGAAGGGAAUAACAACCUAUUGUGCUUGCAACGCAGCUCAAUCGAAUGCGGCAUGUCACCCACGAGCCAGCGAACCAUACACGACGUACAUAACGCUGGUGUCUGGACUACGAUUCCUUCGCAUGGCGUAAUCGGCUUACGCAGGAAGGCCGUGCCGGAAGAUGCGAAAUUGAGGGGGAGGGCAUCCGAUACCUCGCUAGGUCCACGCCUCCGGAACCAUCAAAGAAUAGCGCCGCCGCAGGACGUAAUCGAUGAGUGGGAAGUCUACAAGUACACCAGCGACGGUGAGGUAGAGACAGUCGAACUGCGAUAUUCGCCUGCUGCCGAUGGGCAAUACUCGCUUUAUGUCCACAAGGCAGGUCCUGUUGCAUACCUUGAUGACCAGUCGAUAGCGGUGGCCUUUGGAAACACCGUCAAGAUUAUUCGAUCUUUUCGAAUAGGACGCUCAAACGCUUACAAGCCGAGCGAAGACAAUGGACACUGA
This is a messenger RNA of Recurvomyces mirabilis, 3342 nucleotides long. RefSeq lists its product as uncharacterized. Gene Ontology annotation, biological process: regulation of cholesterol biosynthetic process; SREBP signaling pathway. Gene Ontology annotation, cellular component: endoplasmic reticulum membrane; Golgi membrane; SREBP-SCAP complex. Gene Ontology annotation, molecular function: sterol binding. Lineage: Eukaryota; Fungi; Ascomycota; Dothideomycetes; Mycosphaerellales; Teratosphaeriaceae. The coding region runs from base 1 to 3342 and encodes 1113 amino acids. The record is from RefSeq and is a predicted model, not a curated record. The transcript has 2 exons.